UCACGGAUUCGGCCGACAUUCUCAGCCAACUAUCAAGCCGAGUGCCAGGUGCUCGUUAAUGCGCGAGUGAUCGAUCGUCGGGUGAGCGUGAUUAAAAAUCUGUCAGGAUUGCAGUGCCACUGGUGACUCUGUUAUGUUCGCCACGCCUAGUCGUAGGGUUUUCGACUCGUUUCCCGAACUCCGCAUCGCGCUUGGAGAAAAUUUACACCUGGAGGGACUCGGCGCUCGUUGCAGUCGCAUAACCGGGCAGCGAUUCGUUUCAGAGGAUAGCGGAUAAACCAGACGGUGGACUAACGUGAAAAUGCUUUCCCACAUUCCGUUUGAGGUUUCUGCCGUGAAGGACAGGUACUCGAUCCUUUUCUUGCGCCGAGUGCGAACGGGCUAAGUGAGCCGGGGAAAUGAGGCUACGGACCAAGCCGCGAGCUGGUGAAUGCAUACCGGGAACAAAAAGGUUGCAAUGAAAGUGCUUCGCUGACAAUGGUGGGGAUCGGGGAAACUGAGGUGGAAAACAGAUACAGCCACUUGUACGGCGGCCAAAUGACCGACUCGACCAUCAGGAUAUUCGACUUUGUGCAGUACAUGGGCUCCUUCGCCGUUGGAAGUCCUGAAGUCGAUGGCAGAGCGGAGUACGUGCGAUCCCGACUGGAUGCUCUCAGGCACAGCCACCGCUCGACACCGGUACUUCUAAUCAUCUCGCUAGCUGGGAUCAAAGUAUGCAGUCCAGAUGGAAAAAUCGUGCAGAUGGCACAUGCGUUGAGACGCAUCUCGUACGCUACUUGUGAGCCUCGACACGCCCAGUUCAGUUUCCUGGCCCGAGAACCCGGGGCGCACUUCAGUCUUCAAUAUUGCCAUUCUUUCAUCAGCGAAACUCCUGAACAGGCCGAGGAGCUGAAUACUAUUGUCGGAAAUGCAUUUCGUAUGGCGUACGCGGCGCAACUACAGAGACAACCGGUCCUCCAGGAGGUGAUCUCGCCCCAGCCAACUCCUGCCCGUCGCAAGGAUCGACCGGAACGAACGAUAAACUUGACCAAACAGUCGACGCGGGGCGGCGACUCGAACGAGAAAAGCACGAUUUUCUGGCCCCAGAGUGUAUUGGCACCGACGCCACGUGGCGGUGGUGCUCCACCCUCGACAGCGGAGAUGAACGUCCAGCUCGGUAGCGCCGGUUCUCCCACGUUGCGCUUGUCUACCGUCAAGACGCCGAAUUCGAUCCCCGGACUGAGACCGUCGCACAACUUCAACAACGUCCUGGGGCCGAUAACGAACGAGGAUGGACCGAAGAGUAUCUCGCAGCAGAGCACGCCGAGCAGCGACGAGAGCAACUCGCCAACCGAGCUCAACUCCUACAAGAGAUUAACGGACAAACCGCCCCUGAUAAAACGGCUUACAAUGGGCCUCGCCGGGGGACGCGACGUCCUCGGUACCAACGGCGAGGACGACAGCUGUCCCCUGGUAAGUGCCGGCAGCACGCCCACCAGUCCCAGCAACAGACCCCGGUCCGGAGGAUACGUCAACGAGGCGAUCAUCGACUCGGAGGGAACCAGGACAAGCUACAACAAGAUCACCUGCGCCGCCGAGAACCUCGACAACACGAUCAACUCGUCGAUAACCGCGAAGAACUUCAACGCCGAAAACAACAGGAUAAGUCACAACUCGCCGAAUUCCGUGUCCGAAACGGAGUUCAAGUCGAAACGGAGAUCGCAGAUCAGCACCUCCGGGAGCUCCGUCCCACCCGACAGCAGCACCCACGGAUCGACGCCCACCCAGACGCCGACCCCGACGCCUCCGCCGCUGCCUGAACGGACGGACAGCUUGAAUAAUCGUACAGAGGAGAGCGAGCUCAGGAAGGCUCCGUGGUUUCAAGCCGGCAUUCCGAGAGAAAUAACCCUGGAAGUUCUCAGCCAAGAACCGGAAGGCGCUUUCAUGGUACGCGAGAGCACGAGCAAACCAGGAUGUUAUGCAUUGUCCCUGAGAGUACCGCGAGAGUUUCAACCGAGCGGUAUCGCUCAUUACCUAAUCAUGCGAACGAACAAAGGCUACAAAAUCAAGGGCUUUACAAAAGAAUUCACGACGCUAACGGCAUUGAUAACGCAUCAUUCGGUGAUGCCCGAACUUCUGCCCUGCCCCUUGUCCCUUAGCCGAUACAAUCCGAGCUUCGUCAAGAGCGAUUCGAACAAGGAUUUCGCGGACAUUGAUUCUGACCCGGAUUACAACACUUUGGCAGACUUCCGGAAGAUGAUGGCAGACUUGAACGUCUAAUUUGAGAGGCGCGAGACUGUAACGAUUAUCUUGAUCCAUAUUCCAGAUGCGUGACAGAUGUGCGGAUCGUCCUUUGCUACCAAAAAGUAAAGGCGAAAUUUUUACAAGUCGCAAAUUAAUUGGUCUCGGAGUUCGCUGACCAAUAAUUAGUGGUACGAAAAGACGUUGGAAAAUAAAAACCCAGUGAUGCCGUGAGAGUUCGUUAAUUGAUUAACGCGCCAACGACUCUUGUUAUAUCCACAAAUACUCUGAAUUCAAAUUGAGGAUAAUCGUAGAAGUUGGCUAUUGUGUUGAGCCGAGUGUUUGAAACCCGAACUGAAUCUUCGAUAAAAUUUCUCGACUCACGAAAUAUUUGAUACCCGUACUUGCAGGCCCGAUGUUUAUUAUGCAGAUCGACCGAAUUUUGUAAAGGUGAAUCAGAACGCUGUUAAAAGUUAUCAAAUGAUGUGGAAGAACGUUCAUUCACAAAAGUAUUCGCAUCCUUGCUGAAGAAUGAUCACUACUUGAAAUAUUUUUCAUCCCUAACAAAGAUUCUAUCGAUUCUAUCUCGAAUUUGAUAUUAUAAUAAUCUCAAGAUACGGCUCGCCUGUUAAAUUUUCGGUACUUACGAAUUCGGCUACCUUUACCGAAACGAUAGAAGAUUUAAGAGAGAGUUGAAAAUUUAUACGAUUUAUACCAGGCCACUUUAUUAACUAUACUGCAGACACCAGCUCCUCCUCCUCCUCCUCCUCCUCCUCAACCUACUCCUCCUUGGUAGCAUGUUGUCAAGUUGAUGUAAAUGUGUUUAUAUGUAUAUAUAAAAUAUGAAUAAUUAUUGUUAAACUAAUGCCAAGAUUCAUAUUUAAUAAUAAUAAUAAUAAAAAUAAUAAUAAUAAUAAUAAUAAUAUCAAAUCACCACACGAAGGAGAAAAAGGAAGAUAAAAAAAAUUAUUAAUCGCGCAGCUGCGAGAGCAACCUAGUCUUGUAUAGAAAGAAAAUGGGGGCAGACACUAAAAAUAAGUUUAAAAUAUAUACAUAUAUAUAUUAUAUAUAUGAAUAUAAGAUGAAAACGAAAAGUAAAUACCGCUUUAAUCGCGUAGAUAAAUAAAACGGAGCUACUAUAUAAUAUAUAUUAUUAUAUAUAUCAAGAUAUAUAAUGCCUACUUUCGAACAAUCGGGUUUACAAGGCGGAUUCGCGUUCGAUCCUAAAACCCCGGCGAUUGAAUUUGACGUGUUGAAACGUUAUUCAAUCCAGUUCUACGGCAGUUUAUUAUCAAUUCACGUGCACUCAUCUAUAAGAAGAAUAGAUACAAUAGUACAUACAAAUUUCACUAAACACACGCAGUAAAAGUGCUAAAAUAAACGUUGAAAAAAAAAGAAGCAAAAAUAAACUGCUGUGAGA
This is a messenger RNA of Neodiprion fabricii, 3640 nucleotides long. Its product is annotated as tensin-3-like. The coding region runs from base 478 to 2259 and encodes 593 amino acids. The record is from RefSeq and is a predicted model, not a curated record. NCBI's taxonomy places the organism in Eukaryota, Metazoa, Arthropoda, Insecta, Hymenoptera, Diprionidae. The transcript has 10 exons.